GUAGUUUUCUUAUUUUAUUUUUCUUCCGCCAAUCUUGUGGUGGAUUUCCCUUGACAACUUGAGACAUUAAAGAUUAUAGAUUUUUUUCUUUUCUUUUUGAAUUUGUGAACGAAGAACGACUGAAUGAAUUCAUGACUCUUUUUUUUCUUAUCUCUUUUAAUAUAUAUCUUUAUGAUAUACAAAAUUAUCGGAUUGAUUCAUACACGGUCGCUAUAGCCUUGAGUCUCGAAGAAAGCGACGUCUCAGACUAUGAAACCGAGGAGGAUAUACAUAUUGACGACAAGACUGACACAGUAUCUGAAGAGUCCGAUUCAGACACGGAGACAUCGAGCAACAGUUCAGAGGAUGAAAUUGAUGUAACUAUACCACAGAGCGUCAGCUUAAUGAAGCCCAACACCUAUGCUACCACUGCAGAAGCAACACCAGUCAUAUCAAUAGCCCAUACUCCAAGGCGUCGAGCGCCACCCGCACGGCCAAUUGAAAUGCAUCGGCGCCCAAAACCUUCAUUAUCUCACGCGAUUGCCGUGAGCACCCCUACAAGAGCUGAGGGAUUAUCGAGAAAACACUCUGAAGGAUCACUGUCGUCCCACCUAAGUGUUCCGUCAAGCACUGGAAAAGAGGCCCGCCCACGAUCUGGUAGCUAUUCCGAUGUGCUAGUCAAACCUUUGUCGCAGUAUACGGGCCACAAAAACGUGGAUUCUUCUAGUGGCCCAUCCAGCCCUAUACUAUUAAAUUCAGCGUCCUGGAGUUCGUCUAUAGCAGCAAAUAUCUUACACUCUCUACCUGAAAAAGAGAAGAAGCGCCAGGAAGCGAUCCAUGAGCUUAUAGUAACAGAGCAGGUGUACUUGUCUAAUUUAUUAUUUGUGAAAGAUGACUUCCAGAGUCCACUGUUGGAUCAAGGGUUGAUCAGUUCAGCAGAGAGCCAGUCUAUUUUUAUGGAUUGGACAGAGCUAUUGGAUUUAUCAAAAAGCAUCGUGGCCGAACUUGUAGAGCGGCAAACGAAUGGUGAAGGCGUAGUCCUUGCUGUUGGAGAUGUGAUCAACAGCCACAUUGUCGAAAAAGCAAAUUGCUUUAUGCGAUACUGUGCAAACCACCGUUUGGCCACCAAGCUACUGACGCAGCGAAUGACAGAGAGCAAACCCUUGCUCAACUUCUUGACGCAAGCAAAGUCGAAGCCAGCAUGUCGUGGGCUCGAUAUUUUCAGCUUCUUACUCCAGCCUCUUCAACGUAUAACAAGAUAUCCUCUGUUGAUCAAAAAGAUCCUUGCAUCCACGGACGAGGAUCACAUUGAUCACCUCCUUCUAAUGGAGGCGUUAAUGUCAGCUGAAAAGUUCUUGGAUCGUAUUAACGAAGCCAUUCGUAGCGGAGAGACCAAAGAGCGACUCGAGGACAUCCAGUGCAAAAUGACAAAUGUCGAGAUGUCCGCGGGUUUGACUUUAACAUCAGAUACGAAAUACCUGGGCCCACGUGUUAUUUUGCAUGAGGGUCAACUUCGGAAGGCCAAGUCAGGCCGCAAGCUUUACGCGUAUCUAUGCAAUGAUCUCUUGCUUCUUUUCAUUCCUGGACGAUAUCCAGGGGCACUAGUGAAGUCUAGCCCACAUUCAGCGCUUACACGCUCAAAUAGUUCGACUUCAUAUGGGCUUUCUGACCGCGUAUCGGGAAUUCAUAGUGCUAUUCACUAUCAUGGCUGGAGUCUUUACCAACCACCUAUUUCCUUGGAGAGAGUCAGGGUGCAUACAGAGCCAAGCGACAAUAUCCGAUUUACUAUAGUCGUAUCGGCAUCUCUGUCCGACUCUUUGAUCGCACAGCAAAGCUUCGUGCCUCUACAUCUACAAAGUGCACAACAACAACGACAAAGUUCCGGGUCUUUGAUCCAGUUGAAAGCAGGAUCUGCAAAAGAUAGAAACGUUUGGAUCAAAACCCUUGAAAAAGCUAUCAAGGCUCUGGCGAAAGCCCCUAGAGAUUAUAUCACGAGGACAUCGAUUCGUCCUCCAUUGUCUGAAACCGUUGGUACCAUGACCAUAAGAGUUAACGAAGGCGUUAUUCCAAGUCGUGAGUUUGCAAAAUCAAAAUCUUUUAUUUGCAGUAUCUCGCUUGGUGAGCAGUUGUUCACAACCCGACCUGUAGCGACCGAUAAUGCAUACUCUGGUGUCUUUUCGAUCCUUUGGAGAGAAAGUGUCAUAUUCGCUUUGACCGAUAUGAAUCAAGUUCUCCACAUUAGAGUUACUUCAAGCACCCCCUUCGCUCCCGAUGCUCUUAUGGGUAGCACGCAAUUACAGCUACACACUGUUAUCCCUUAUGGAGAGCGAGGCACCGAAGUGAUCGCCUCUUUCGCUAAUAAUAUUGAAGUCAAAUUCUUCAUGUCAUAUAGGACACUUUAAUCAUCACCAUUUUGUAGCAAUUCAAUUUCCACUAAUUUGGUAUUUUAGAGUAAAAAUAGCAUUUCUAGUCACUAAUCAAUGAUAGAUGGGGAAAAAAAAACUUUCAGACCGUCUUAAAAAUGCAUCUGUUUUUGUACACGUAAACAAUACUUUAAAUCCUCUAGCUUGACCAAUUCACCAUUCUUAUUUUGAGCUCUAGCCAACUCAGAGGAUGUCUUGGCGAUAUCUGAGUCUGGAUGUAGAUAAUUUUGGUCGUUUAAUUGAUUAGAUGUAGAUGCUCCUGACGUGCCAGCAUGUUUGUGCUCAAAUAGGUCAAAGCAUGGAACCUCGACUGUAUUCUUGACCAGAUAAUAGUAUACAAAUGUCUAUG
Molecule: messenger RNA, 2751 nt
Organism: Lobosporangium transversale
Lineage: Eukaryota; Fungi; Mortierellomycota; Mortierellomycetes; Mortierellales; Mortierellaceae
Exons: 6
Coding region: 132-2381 (749 amino acids)
Biological process (GO): positive regulation of Rho protein signal transduction
Molecular function (GO): guanyl-nucleotide exchange factor activity
Source: RefSeq, a predicted model, not a curated record